CUCUGUUCCGCCAAAGUCUUCUCGUUCAUUCCUAUUGCUCGCUGCCAUCCGCUGCUCUCACUGCUCCACCUGCCCCGUGGCUCACCUAAGCGGCCCUCCCCCCCCUAGGUGUCUUUCAGACUUGAGGUACCAGGUACCAGGUAUCCCACCCUCUCAGGUAAAAUUUCAGCCCGUGGUUCAGCCAUGGUGGGUAAGCUCCGCCCGUGGUUCAGGCUUGGUGGGUAAGCAGUGAGACUAAGGUAUGGUCGCUUUGAUGAGCCACAGCAGCCGCUUCCCCCUCCCUGCAUGCUCGCACUCCUCGUUGCUUGCACUGUUGCACAUCACCCCCUUGCUCAACUGCCUUGCCCCAACCCUGUCGAAAGAUAAGUACCCUGCCAAUCUGCUCCUCUUGUUGUUUUGCUCGCCUGGUUGCCUUGUCUCCAUCACUGCCCCCCCCCAUGCAUCCACUCCCCCCCCAUGCAUGCACUCCGCUUUCCGCCUCAUGCUGCUUCCACCCAAUCAGCCUGCUGCACUGAGGCUCACACAAGAGGCUUCCCCAGGUGCGAGGUUCAGGUCCCCUGGUAGCAGGUAUUCCCAGCCUCCCAGGUGCACUACUUGGUACGAUUGCAGCCCUUGUUCUGCCUUUGGUAGGUGAAGGUUCAGACUAAGGUAUGGCCUCUUGGGUGAGCCGCAGCAGCCUGCUUCCCCUCAUCCCUGCAUCUCCUGUUUGAUGGUCUCUCUUCUGCUCACUCACUUUGCUUUGCCCGCCCCUCCAGCAGAGGGAGGAGGGGCAGAGGGGGGUCUGCAGGGAGGCACAGGGGGAGGGAGGCGAAGCAGCUGCUGCUGCUGUCUGCUCUGCCUGCCCGCUCCUCCAAGCAGCAGCGCCAAGGUCACUUGGCUGAUUGUGGGGACUGAAGCAGCAGAUGGGCCACAGCAGCAGCAGCAGCAGCAGCAGCAGCAGCAGCAGCAGCAGCAGCAGCGUAGCAGUGGGAGCAGACAGGGGGGCAGCACGGGCUAGGUACUUAGAGGGCAGGACAGUCAGGGACAGUGAGAGUGAGGUCUGGUUUGAGGUAUGGUAAGGUAUGGUACGGUAAGCUAUGGUAUAGUAUGGUAUGCUCCUUGUUGUCUCAUCCCCCCCUCCCCUCCCCCCUCCUCUCCCCCUUCCCAAGCAGCGUGAGGUUCUUGGCUGGAUGGUGAGUUGCACCUCAAAAUCGCCCCCCCCCUUCCCCCCCUGCAGCAGCACCAUGUCCUUAGCUGAGUGAAUCGGUUCCA
Closterium sp. NIES-67 is the source of this 1251-nucleotide messenger RNA. The record is from the annotation of a GenBank genome assembly. NCBI's taxonomy places the organism in Eukaryota, Viridiplantae, Streptophyta, Zygnematophyceae, Desmidiales, Closteriaceae.